AUGGGCGGGAGGGUCCAGCAUGCAGUCUCGCCGGUCAUUGACAGUAAUGAUAUGAGCUUGGACUUUGCCCAAAACCCUGAAAUGGGAUUGGGCUUCUCCCAGAGCUCCAGCGCGUACUGUUCUGGGCCCUUCCAGCCUAUGGGCGGUCUUUGGGCGAACGACAUCGACCCCAACAUGGCUCCGUUCAUAAACGAGAAUGUGGUGGACUCGAGCCCACUGUCCCAAGCUUCAAUUGAGCCCCUUCAGCUGCAGGACACAUCCCCCAGUGUGGUGAACAGGGUCGACCCCAGCGCAUCUCCGUUCAUAAAUGAUGACGCGGUCACCUCAAGCCCCAUGUCCCAUGCUUCUACUGAACCCCUUCAGCUGCAAAAUACAUCUCCGAGGGUGGUGCAGGGUGAUAAUAUCAUCCGUAUGGAGGUCAAUGGGAAGCAGGUCUUGUUUAGAACUGCUCAAAAGCAGUGGGAUUUAGAGUCUAUUCUUCGCGCCUGCAACCAGUCUCAGGACCAGCAUCGGGCAUUCAAGAAGAAGCUCUCCAGGCUCGGACGCGUGACAAGGGAGGGUCAUCGAAAAUACAUCUCGCUCCGGGAUGGUAUCCUGCUGAUCCGCGCCGUGGGCCUCGAGGCUGAGCUAGCAGACAUGAUUGCCAUGCUCCCGGAGUCAGUUCCGCCGGACGAGGAGAACUUUCUUCUGAGGUAUCAGCGCGGCCCGCAGAAGAAUCACCUCAUCUACAACAACCAUGAGAUCGCGUACAGGCCGGAGGCCGGCCUUAUCAAGGCAACUGACCUCGUCAAGAUUGCUAACGUGUCCCGGCGGACUCUGUUUGCGUAUUUCACCCGCUUUCCGAAGAUGAAGAAGGAGGUUGUUAAGGGUGGUGCGCACAGUGGUUCCUAUAUCCUGCUUCAGGAUGUUCCCACUCUUUGCCGCGCGUUCAAUAUCGACCUCGAAGUCUACUACCGUCUUCGGGAGAAGUUCCCAUCCUCGGAUCGUGACCCAUUAACUGAGCUCAAUGUGAACAGCAACGAGAACCUAGCGAACAAUCCAGAGGUCUCGAUGACUGGUGAGCCGCCCCCUACCAAUGUCUCUAGCGCAACCAAUCCCUCGUCCCCCUUUUGCGAGGAUUACUUCGGCCCCGAUGCCGAGUUCACAUUCCACGGAGAUGAGAACGCAAAACGCGCUGGCGACUCUUCGUCGCGGGUGGCACCGCGUUUAGACAUUCCGCGGAAUCGCAUCAGCCCAAUCGAUGCCAACACCGUCAGCCAGGCUAGCCACGGGAGCAAUGCGAACCACGUGAGCCAUGCCAGCUUCGGGAGUCUUGCGGGCUACGAGAGCAGUGGCCCCCAAACGAGCCACAGUAGCCAUACCAGCUCCGGCAGCCACGAGUUCCCCUCGUCGUUUUACAGGACCCGUGGCUCGCUCGUUCUCGACUUAAAUCUCGAGGAUUAUACCCUUUCGCGGCGCUCUCCCGAAACCCACCACGAGAUCAUCUCCAUCCCGAAGCUUGCCGUCAUCCACCUUGGUCAGACCACUCUUCAACUCCCACGAUAUCCUCCAAGAACGACCCUCACCGGAACCUCCACAACAAUCAAUUGGCAUUACAGCAGAAUACAGAAAACGAUGGGGACCUUCCAGAACAAAAAGUUCCGCUCGUCGGCGAGCAUGAACGGCAUCGCCGCCAAGUACCGAUCCCUCAUGAACCGGCACCCCUUCCUCACCUUCGGCCUGCCCUUCAUGACCGUCAUCGUCGCCGGCUCCUUCGUCCUCACGCCCGCCACCGCGAUCCGCUACGAGCGCUACGACCGCAAGGUACGCCAGAUGACAAAGGACGAGGAGCUCAACGUCCGGAGGGCGCCGCGCAAGGUCGACAUGCGCGAGGAGUACUAUAAACUCGCCGGGCGGGACCUCGAGAACUGGGAGCAGAAGAGGGUCGAGCGGCUGAAAGGCGAGAGCGAUGGCAUUCUCCGGUGA
Clonostachys byssicola is the source of this 1965-nucleotide messenger RNA. NCBI's taxonomy places the organism in Eukaryota, Fungi, Ascomycota, Sordariomycetes, Hypocreales, Bionectriaceae. The record is from the annotation of a GenBank genome assembly.